AUGUACAUACCAUAAGUCAUCCCAAAACCAAGCUAUAAACAUUAAAUCAAUCAAUUAACAUAUACCAAUUCACGUAAGGAGUAUGGAGUAUGGAGGAUGGAGGAUGGAGUACCGGGGAAACCAUCGCUACUCUGAAACUCGGUGCUCGGGUUGGUUUCUCUGGACUUCCGGGGUCCGACCGACCGACACCUUUCAACCUCUCUUAACAAACCAAAACCUUCAUCCCAAAAUGCCCACAACCUCCGCACUCACCCUCGCCCUCCUCACCUCCCUCGGCGGCAUAAUCGGCUACGCCCGCACGGGCUCCAUCCCCUCGAUCGCGGCCGGCGUCUCCAUCGGCGCACUGUACCUAGUGAGCUUUCUCCGAUUGAAGAGCGGACAGCCCUACGGCGCGGAAAUCGGACUCCUGGCGUCGCUGGUUCUCGGUGGGAGUUCGGUCCCCCGGGCAAUCAGGUCGAGGAAGCCGGUGCCCGUGGGGCUGAGCGUUAUGGCGCUUUAUGGCAUUUGGGCUUUUGGGGGUGCGGUUUAUGGGAAGAGCGGUUGAGUUUGUUGUUGGGGAGUUUGGAAUCGGGGUCUAGGCUAGGCUGCUUGGGCUUGGAAUGGGAUACCGAUACCUACUACAUCCACUAGGUAGGGAUUUUCGCGUGUAUAUCUUGAAUGAAUGUGGAGCGAGUGGAGUAUGUGCAGUGAGUGGUUAAUAGGACUACGGAAGGUAGUAGUAGGUGCACAGCUAUAAUAUUACUUUUGUGACAACGAUGAU
Aspergillus ochraceoroseus IBT 24754 is the source of this 760-nucleotide messenger RNA. RefSeq names its product TMEM14 family protein. The transcript has 3 exons. Bases 230 to 544 code for a protein of 104 amino acids. Gene Ontology annotation, cellular component: membrane. The record is from RefSeq and is a predicted model, not a curated record. NCBI's taxonomy places the organism in Eukaryota, Fungi, Ascomycota, Eurotiomycetes, Eurotiales, Aspergillaceae.